Pterocles gutturalis (yellow-throated sandgrouse) is the source of this 2033-nucleotide messenger RNA. RefSeq names its product protein phosphatase 1, regulatory subunit 21 (gene PPP1R21). The transcript is spliced from 16 exons. NCBI's taxonomy places the organism in Eukaryota, Metazoa, Chordata, Aves, Pterocliformes, Pteroclidae. The record is from RefSeq and is a predicted model, not a curated record. The annotation marks the transcript as partial. Gene Ontology annotation, cellular component: membrane; early endosome.
CCAGCAACAGUUAAAGAAUCUUCAAGCAGCUUUGGGCAGUAGACUGGAAGAAUCUUUAUGCAUAAUCAAUGAAAAAGUACCUUUUAAUGACACAAGAUCGAAUCGAUACAAUGCUCUGAAUGUACCGUUACACAACAGAAGAUAUCAGCUGAAGUUGCGAGACCUUGCUGGCCAGGCACUAGCUUUCGUUCAAGAACUUGUAACAGCUCUUUUGAACUUCCAUACAUACACUGAGCAGAAGGUACAGAUCUUUCCCAUUGAUUCUGCAACAGACACUAUAUCGCCGUUAAAUCAGAAGUUCUCACAGUAUCUUCAUGAAAAUGCUUCAUAUGUUCGCCCUCUGGAGGAAGGAAUGCUUCACUUGUUUGAGAGUAUUACAGAAGAUACUGUGACAGUCCUGGAAACAGCUGUGAAAUUGAAAGCCUUCUCAGAACAUUUAGCUUCAUACUUACGCUUUUUAAGAAAGAUUCUUCCGUAUCAGUUAAAAAGUUUGGAAGAAGAGUGUGAGUCUUCUCUUUGCACAGCUGCUUUAAGAGCUAGAAAUAUGGAGCUCCACAGAGACAUGAAAAGGUUGACUGCAGUCUUUGAGAAGCUACACACAUACGUUAGUCUUCUUGCGUUACCAAGUACAAAACCAGAAGGACUGCUAAGAACAAAUUACAAUGUGGUGUUUACAAAUAUUGCUGCAAGUCUUCAUGGAUUUCAUGACAUUUUAAAAGAUAUUGCCAAGCACUACAGUCAAAAAGCUACUUUAGAACAAGACGUUCCAACUGCCACACAGAAACUCAUAACUACAAAUGACUGUAUUUUGUCCUCUGUUGUGGCUUUAACAAAUGGAGUGGGCAAGAUUGCCUCGUUCUUUAGCAACAACUUGGAUCACUUUACUGCUUCAUUGAGCUAUGGCCCUAAAGGAGGAACAGAGUUCAUCAACCCUGUCUCAGCUGAGUGUAUGCUGCAGUACAAGAAAAAGGCGGUUGCCUACAUGAAGUCUUUGAAGAAGCCUUGUGCAGAGUCAGUGCCUUAUGAAGAGGCUUUGGCCAAUCGCAGAGUUCUUCUGAGUUCCACAGAAAGUAGAGAAGGUCUUGCACAACAGGUCCAGCAGAGCUUGGAGAAAAUUGCAAAACUUGAACAAGAAAAAGAACACUGGAUGCUAGAGGCCCAGCUAGCUAAAAUAAAGCUAGAGAAAGAAAACCAAAAACUGAAGAACUCUCUUAGUGGACAUUUAACUGAAAGUAUACAAGAGUGUUCUGCUUUGACAAAUGCAGCUGAACAAAAGAAGGAAACCACAGAGAAGAGUCCAAGGGAACCUAUUAAAAGUACUAGUCUUAUUGGAAUGUUGACAACAACUAUUGAUAAUGAAAAGGCUCCAGAUGUUGAGUCUCGUGAAGACCUGAUAAAAAACCACUAUAUGGCAAGGAUAGCAGAACUUACAUCUCAUCUGCAGCUGGCUGACAGCAAAUCGGUACACUUUCACGCUGAGUGUCGAGCACUUGUCAAAAGACUGUCUUUAGCAGAGAAGUCCAAGGAAUCGCUCACAGAAGAGUUGAAACUAGCUAGUCAAAACAUCAGUAGGUUACAGGAUGAAUUGAUGACAACCAAGAGAAGUUAUGAGGAUCAGUUAAGCAUGAUGAGUGACCAUCUCUGCAGUAUGAAUGAAACCUUAACUAAGCAAAGGGAAGAAAUUGAUACGCUGAAGAUGACUAGUAAGGGAAAUUCUAAAAAGAACAAAAAUCGAUAGCUUACAGAUAAUCAACUCUUUGGAAGCUGCUGCUGCACGGGAUGCAGAUCGUGAACAUUCAUUGUGCAAUUCCUGUUUUUUACCGGAAGCAGAGGUGGUAUUGGGUCUAGUGAAAACUAAUUUGGUGCUGUAAAUGGCUUUAAAAUAUUUAGAACUUGUAACAGAUAAAACAGAACUUAAUGUUGUCUCUAAACCAGGAAAUACACUCUGUGGAUAAUUUAUAUAGUAAUUACCUUCAGUUUUUACUGUGCACUUUUUAAAACCAGGUUUUAAUUUCAUGUAGUAACUUCAGAUU